This is a messenger RNA of Macrobrachium nipponense, 1990 nucleotides long. RefSeq lists its product as uncharacterized. The record is from RefSeq and is a predicted model, not a curated record. The transcript has 4 exons. Lineage: Eukaryota; Metazoa; Arthropoda; Malacostraca; Decapoda; Palaemonidae. The coding region runs from base 108 to 458 and encodes 116 amino acids.
UCAGAAAAGCAUCUUUUAUGAUGAUCAUGGAUUUGAUAAGGAUGAUAUACGUAGUGAGGAUUACGCAAGGCUGAUUUCAAGCUCGUAGUGAAGUAUUAAAAAGAAUUAUGGUGGGAAUUUGGGACAUGAAUGCUAAAGCCAUUACCUUUUUGCUCAUUGCCUUCAUCCUUCACACAGGAUGCUGUCAGUACUGUUACACUGGAAUCCAUGAUGCAAAAAUUAAGUUGUAUUGUCCUUCAGAAACAUGUUUGAAACAUGUCACAGAGUAUGACAACACCCAGGCUGUUGUCUACAGCUGUAGCCUGAAGAGUCAUGAUGAAGGCUGCAGAAGAGAUGAGUCUCCAGUAGGUUAUAUUGAAAAUUGUUACUGCAAGGGCAAUCUGUGUAAUGGAUCUGGUGCAGUAGCCAUAAUACUUUAUCUCCUGUUGGGAAGUUUUCUCCUGAAUAUGUUUGUAUGAUCCUUAUUGUAAUAUUUCUUUGUGCAAAAUAUAUCUACCAAGAGAAAACACACUCAAUUUCACUUAAUAUAGAGUACUGUAUGAACUGUAUGAAAAAUUGCCAGAGGAAAUAAUUAAAAAAAGUAUUUUUUUUUUAAAUGUCAUUACAUUAAACCAACCUUUUGGUCACCAGUAUCUACAUUUCCAGGUACUAAUCCACAAUAAUGUUCAUUCCAAAUAAUUAUGACACAGUUUCAGUAUUCCACGUUCAUUAAUAGUUUAAAAUCUUUGUAACAAAGAAAUUCUCCAUUAUUUAUGGUUUGUCAUGGUCGUUUUGUUUUACAAUAAGGUACAUAUACCCUUACUAAAGCACUGCUCAGUUGUAAGCAGUUAAUAAUGAUGGUACUUCAGAAGGAUUACACAUUUUAUGCAUCUUAAAUUAUGAGUAUAUUAAUCAUAAACCAUUGUGAUCUAAACUUAAAACUAUUAGAUAGGUUGGGGCCAUCUUCAUUGUGGCAUUUUAUGGUUCACGUACACUACAUAAUUAUGGCUACAUCCAUCAGAGAACUUGAUCUUCCUAAUUGAAUUCUAACACUCAUCUCUGUUACUGCUGUUGAGAGGAGGCACGAGUCACACUUCUUCAGUCAUUCUAAGCUUGAGGUUACCUUUUUAUGUAUAUUUAAAACAAGACUAGUAGACCACCUCUUUGCAACUACAAGAAGCUGAUCUAAGUUUUUAAGGCAACAUUAAAACAAAGUUUAUCAUCAUUGUAAAUAGUUUUAAGUCAGGAAAUUUUUUGUAGUUACAUCUCUAUGAGAGCAUCAUGACUCAAAAUAUUAUACGUACUGUACUAUAAUGAAUCACUGGUCUCACAUCUGAAAAAGAACUGUAGUUUGUACUUCAUAAAUUUCAAAAUAGUUCAUUCUGAACAUUAAGAUUACUUUCCAUUUUUCACAGUAUAGCAAACCAUUAAUUUUUUUGUAGCAUGUAUGAGAACACUAUAUGGUACCUAAGGCCACACACUUAUUCAUAAAAAGCAUCUUGGCAGAUGGCAUUGUUCAUGUACAAAUAAGGUAAUAACUUUCAAAUUCAAAAGGCACCUCACGGAAAAAUGUGAGACAUGGUUCCACUUUCCAACAGGAAGAAUUACAUAAUGUAAUAUUUCAUAAGGAUAUGUGAUAAUAAAAGAAUUAUAUGUUCUAAAAAAUUAAGGAAAUCUCUGUGUAGUUUUUUUGUAUGCAAAAAAGUAAAAAAUUUGUAUUUUUUUUUAAUACUCAAAAGUAAAAAUAAAUGAUAAGUAAACUAGUAAACUAUCACAUUCAACUUGGGAGCUAACAGAUCAACCAUGGUUUUUAACCCUGGAUAAGUAACCUUAAAUUUGUGUCAUGAUUUGGGUAACCUAGGUACGUAUUUGUACCAGCGGCUCCAAAGUUAUACCAUUGUGAACGUAUUGGUUCUAUUCCAUAUUACAUGUAUUUUGUAUCAAUAUUUAAUAUAUUCUUCUAUCUGUACAAAGGAAAUGUAAAAAAAGGAUCAAAUAAAAAAAUAAAUUU